AUGCUGCAGCUCAAGUCGGCCAGCACCGUGGCCGACGCCCUCGCCGUGAUGGUGAAGGCCGCCAUGUUCAGCUCCGCCGACGCUGAGAGGCUGAACUCCUUCGUGCAGCAGGGCUCCGAGGACGGCGGCGACAACAUGGGCGCACCCUCGGCCUCCGUGUACGAGGGGCACUCUUCCGGCAUCGUCGCGACCCUGACCGACCUCCUCGAGAAGGCCCAGGCGCAGCUCCAGCAGGCCAUGAGCACCGAGACGGGAAAUCUGCACGCGUUCCAGCAGCUCAAGCAGUCGAUCGAGGACGAGAUCGCGUAUGGCGAGAAGGAGCUGGCGGAGGCCAAAGCCGGAAUUGCGGCUAGCGGCGAGAAGAAGGCCAAGGCGGACGGAGACCUCUCGAGCACAUCCGCGGAUCUGAGCGUGGACGUGAAGACCAAAGCCGACCUGCACCAGCAGUGCAUGACCAAGGCUCAGGAGUUCGAGUCGGAGGUGAAGUCCCGCAGCGAGGAAUUGAAGGCACUGGCCGAGGCAAAGAAGGCCAUGGUCGACAACACUGGAGCUGCUGACUCCCUCUCCUACGGCCUCAACCAAGUCUCCCUGUUCCAGAAGCUCAGCUCUAGCACCGACCUGGCCCACUUCGAGGCCGUGCGCUUCAUCAGGGACCUGGCGCGCAAGCAGAAUUCGAAGUCUCUGGCGCAGCUCGCCUCUAGGAUGGCGACGGCGAUGCGGAUGAGCUCUGGCGGGGCCGACCCCUUCUCGAAAGUGAAGGACAUGAUCGAGAGCCUCGAGAAGGAGGCGGGGGCCGACGCCAAGCACAAGGCUUACUGCGACAAGGAGAUCGCGUACGCUGACGAGAAGAAGGCCAACCGCAUCUCCGAGAUCGAGAAGCUCACAACCUCGAUCGACCAGAUGUCCGCGAGGUCCGCGCAGCUGAAGGAGGAGGUCGCCGCGCUGGAGAAGUCCCUGGGGGACUUGGCCGCCUCCCAGGCGGCGAUGGACAAGCUGAGGGCCCAGGAGCACGAGGAUUUCCUAAGCAACAAGGCAGACAUGGAGCAGGGCAUCAAGGGCGUGAAGAUGGCGCUGAGCGUCCUCACGGCGUACUAUGCGAAGGACGACAAGGCGCAUGACGCCGCCUUGGGCAGCGGAUCCGGUAUCAUCGGCCUCCUGGAAGUAGUCGAGAGCGACUUCACCAAGGGGCUCGCGGAGUACGAGGGCGCGGAGGAGAGCGCCCAGGCCGAGUACGAUCAGACGACGAAGGACAUCGAGAUCGAGACGGCAACCAAGAGCCAGGACGUCAAAUACAAAGUGAAGGAGUCCAAGGACCUCGACAAGGCGACGGCGGCGGCCACGUCGGACCGCUCAGGCGUCCAGACGGAACUCGCCGCCGUCAACAAGUACCUGGAGUCGCUCCACGCCGAGUGCGACGAGACCGCGGACACGUACGAGGAGCAGGUCAGCCGCCGCACCGCGGAGCUGGCGGGCCUGAGGCAGGCGCUCACCAUCCUGGAGGGCGAGGCCGCGCUCCUGCAGCGCGCGGCGCGCCGCCGGGCGCGCCCGGCCGGCCGGCAGCUGCGCGCCUGA
This is a messenger RNA of Prorocentrum cordatum, 1572 nucleotides long. The record is from the annotation of a GenBank genome assembly. NCBI's taxonomy places the organism in Eukaryota, Dinophyceae, Prorocentrales, Prorocentraceae.